Molecule: messenger RNA, 2789 nt
Organism: Cyclopterus lumpus (lumpfish)
Lineage: Eukaryota; Metazoa; Chordata; Actinopteri; Perciformes; Cyclopteridae
Gene: cpt1b
Product: carnitine palmitoyltransferase 1B (muscle)
Exons: 19
Coding region: 122-2485 (787 amino acids)
Biological process (GO): fatty acid metabolic process; carnitine metabolic process
Cellular component (GO): mitochondrion
Molecular function (GO): carnitine O-palmitoyltransferase activity
Source: RefSeq, a predicted model, not a curated record
ACAGAUCACACAAGCCCGAGUACAGAGGAAUUUAAUUGCCUGACACAAACCAAAGUCACAGCUUUCCCCUGCGUGAGUGGAUUAUACUGACUCUGUUCUGACAGGUUAGUACCUUUCAGAGAUGGCUGAGGCGCAUCAGGCAGUGGGCUUCCAGUUCACUGUGCGGCCAGAUGGUGUGGACCUUAAACUGAGUCAAGAGGUCAUCAAAAACAUCUACCUGUCUGGAGUCACUGCAUGGAAGAAGCGAGCCAUUCAAUUCAAGAAUGGUGUAUUAGCUGGAGUCUAUCCUGCCAGUCCAUCCAGUUGGUUGAUAGUUGUGAUUGCCAUGAUGAGUUCCUUGUAUAUCCGCAUAGACCCGUCUCUAGGAAUGAUUGAAGCGAUCAAGGAAAACCUACCACACAGAGAGUAUUUAUCAGUGCAGACCCGAGCGGUGCUGAGUGCCAUUCUGUUUGCCACUGGACUGUGGCUGUUCUUCAUCUACCUCUUGAGAUACACACUCAAAGCUCUGCUUUCCAACCACGGAUGGAUUUUUGAAUCCCAUGGAAAAAUGAGCACAUCAACCAGAGUGUGGCUGAGCCUCGUGAAGAUGUUCUCUGGCCGCAGACCGCUGCUCUACAGUUUCCAGGCCUCCUUACCCAGGCUUCCUGUGCCCAGUGUGGAUGAUACAAUUCAAAGGUACCUUGAGUCAGUCCGUCCUCUGCUAAACAGUGAUCAGUACAACCAGAUGGAGAUGUUGGCCAACGACUUUAAAGAUUCAAAAGCAGCCCGGCUACAGAGAUACUUAAUCCUGAAAUCCUGGUGGGGGACAAAUUAUGUAAGUGACUGGUGGGAGGAGUACAUCUACCUCAGGGGUAGGGGUCCUAUCAUGGUGAACAGUAACUUCUAUAUAAUGGACCUCUUGUACAUGACCCCAACACACCGACAGGCUGCUCGGGCAGGGAAUGUGGUUCAUGCCAUGCUGCAGUACAGGCGCAAACUGGAACGUGGGGAACAUGCACCGUUGAGGGCUUUGGGGACAGUUCCUAUGUGUUCCACUCAGAUGGAGAGGAUAUUUAACACCACCCGCAUCCCUGGAAUUGAAACAGAUAUUGUGCAGCACCUGACGGACCGUAAGCACCUGGUCGUCUACCACAAGGGCAGAUUCUUCCAAGUGUGGCUGUACACUGGAGGGCGCCACCUCUUACCCUGUGAACUUGAGACACAGUUUCAAAGGAUCCUCAAUGAUACAUCAGAACCCCAGCCAGGAGAACUCAAAUUAGCUGCCCUGACUGCAGGAAACAGAGUUCCAUGGGCUCGGGCUCGGAUUAAAUAUUUCGGCCAGGGAGGAAACAAAGUGUCCCUGGACACCAUUGAGUCAGCUGCCUUCUUCCUGACGCUAGAUGACGAGCGACAGGGUUAUGACCCUGCAAACACCAAAUCACUUGACAGUUACGCCAAGUCCCUGCUUCAUGGAAAAUGUUACAACAGGUGGUUUGACAAGUCUUUCACCUUGAUCUCUUAUCCAAAUGGAAAAAUGGGUGUUAAUGCUGAACAUUCUUGGGCUGAUGCACCAAUUGUCGGACAUAUGUGGGAGUAUGUUCUUGCAACAGACUGCUUCCAUCUUGGCUACACGGAGGAGGGCCAUUGUAAAGGUGAUGUGAACAAAGGUCUGCCUCAUCCCUCUCGACUGCAGUGGAAGAUUCCAAAGGAGUGCCAAGAGGUCAUUGAGACUUCAUACUUGUCAGCCAAGCAGAUCGCUGACGACGUGGACUUCCAUGGCUUACUAUUUCAUGAGUUUGGGAAAGGCCUGAUCAAGAAGUGCAGGAGCAGCCCUGAUGCCUUUAUUCAGUUGGCCCUGCAGCUGGCACAGUUCAGGGACCAGGGUUUGUUCUGUCUGACUUACGAGUCAUCAAUGACUCGUAUGUUCAGAGACGGUCGGACAGAGACGGUACGCUCCUGCACUUCUGAGGCUGUUGCAUUUGUCAGAGCCAUGGAGGAUGCAGGUGCAACAAACGCCCAGAGACUUGCCCUGUUUCGGAAAGCAGCAGAUAAGCAUCAAAACAUGUAUCGUCUGGCCAUGACUGGUUCUGGUAUCGACCGUCACCUCUUUUGUCUCUACAUAGUGUCCAAAUACCUUGGUAUUGACUCGCCAUUCCUCAAGAAGGUGCUUUCAGAGCCCUGGAAGUUGUCUACCAGUCAGACUCCACAGCAGCAGCUCAAUUUAGUGGACAUCAACAAGUUCCCUAAAUAUGUGGGUGCUGGGGGUGGAUUUGGCCCAGUGGCGGAUGAUGGUUAUGGUGUGUCUUAUAUAAUCGUUGGGGAAAACCUCAUCACAUUCCACAUCUCCAGCAAGUUUUCCAGCCCGGACACAGACUCAUUCCGGUUUGGUCAGCACAUUUGUAACGCCAUGCUCGAUAUCCAGGCACUUUUUAAGACUGAAAAUGAGAAGAAGACAGUGGAGCAUGCAACGCAUGUACAUCUGGAAAAUGGGAAAAAGCACAUAUAACAGACACUGUGCAGUGGUGUGCUGGAUGUUCAGGUGACAGGUUGCAUUUGUGAUCCUUUUGGACACAUUAUAGGAGCUGGUCAUUUCACUGUCAGAUUAAAUAAAUUGUUGUUACUUCUCUAAUAUUGUUCUAUUUUAUAUUAUACCUUCCAGAACUGUGUUGUUUUGGUGCUGAGGGAUAGAUCUUUAAAACAGGAAUUUUUGUUUAUGCAAUGGUUGUUUCUCCCUCCUUUUUGUUAGUUUAUGCCAUAGACUGUAUAUAGAGCUAACGUGAUGUAAUUAAUCUAAAUAUAAUCUUGAUAUA